Molecule: messenger RNA, 1703 nt
Organism: Solea senegalensis (Senegalese sole)
Lineage: Eukaryota; Metazoa; Chordata; Actinopteri; Pleuronectiformes; Soleidae
Gene: dhrs12
Product: dehydrogenase/reductase (SDR family) member 12
Exons: 10
Coding region: 64-1131 (355 amino acids)
Source: RefSeq, a predicted model, not a curated record
CGGUGGCCAUGCGCGUGACGCCCCGCCCACGCUACUACUACAUAACCAGCUCCAGUCAUUCUUAUGAAACAACAAACACCAGACUUUCAAGUUCAAGCUUUCUUUAAACAGCAGAUUACCAAACCAGGAGCACCUACUACAGACGAACAGAAGUUACAGCAGCGUGUGUGGAAAAUGUCGAUUUUCAGGAAUACCGUCUGGUUUGUGAAAGGACUCCAGGAGUACACGAAGAGUGGUUAUGAAGCCGCAGCAAAGCAUUUUGCUCCAGCAGACCUGGAUGUGAACCUGAGUGGGAGGUCCUUCAUGAUAACAGGUGCCAACAGUGGGAUAGGAAAAGCCACAGCACAGGAAAUUGCCAACAGAGGGGGAAUUGUUCACUUGGUGUGUCGAAACAAGGGCCGUGCAGAAGCAGCCAAAGAACAAAUUGUAGAACAGAGUAAAAAUCAGAAUGUUCACGUCCACAUCGUUGACAUGUCCAGUGCGAGACAAGUGUGGGAGUUUGCACAGAGCUUCUCACAAAACAACGGGCUUCAUGUGCUGAUCAACAAUGCCGGCUGCAUGGUCAACGACAGAGAGUUAACUGAGGAGGGUCUGGAGAAGAACUUUGCCACAAAUACACUUGGUACAUACAUCCUCACCACAGCACUGAUGCCUGCACUGAAGAAAGCUGAAGAUCCAAGAGUGGUCACCGUGUCGUCGGGCGGCAUGCUCACACACAAACUGAACGUGGACGACCUCCAGUUCGAGAAGGGGACGUUCGACGGCACCAUGGCCUACGCUCAGAACAAACGACAGCAGGUGAUUCUGACGGAGAGAUGGGCUUCUCAACACAAAGAGAUCCACUUCUCCUCCAUGCACCCGGGCUGGGCAGACACACCUGCUGUCCAGUCGUCAAUGCCUUCCUUCCACGCUAAGAUGCAGUCCAGGCUGAGGACAGAGGCCAUGGGAGCAGACACGGUGGUGUGGCUCGCUGUAUCUCAAGCUGCCGUGAAGCAGCCAAGUGGACUUUUCUUCCAGGAUCGUAAAGCAGUGGCGACGCACCUUCCUCUGGCCUGCAGCAGGUCCUCCCCACAAGAGGAGGAGAAGCUUCAAGCUGUGCUGGAGGAACUCGCCCUCAAGUUUAAACCCUAAUAUCUCUGCAGAUGCACCAGGCACUCCUCACUAAUCUGAUGUUUACAUCUGUGUCAAUACACAAGAGACAGUUCUUGCAGUUGUUUGACAUACACAUUUAACCAUGUCCAGUUAAUGCUGUUUACAACUAACAAGAAUCUUGUACGGAUAUGUAGAUGAUUUAUUUUGAUGAAAAUAUGCUUCUGUAGCCACAGUAAACAUAAAUUACUGCAUACUGUAUCAGCCUUGGGGAACAGAUGCAUCAGUGUUGCUUUGAAGUAUGUUUAUCACACAAUUUCUAAUUAUAUUUGAGUGUGUUGCGUAUGCAACAUUUCACAGGUUUGACAGACAAAAUAUUUAAUAUAAUACAACAUCUGUGAAUUCUUAAGUAAAAAGAAAAUCUAUGAAAAAAAUCUAUAUUAACUCUAAAUAUCUAAUGCAGAUAUUUAAUUCUUCACAAUGCCAACUGUGAAAUGACUAUCUUUGAUUGAGGCUAAAGAAGUAGCAAACACUAAAGAGGAAACUGGGCACACGAGGUAAAAUGGAGGAAAGACGUGUCCCAGCAAGAAAUAAACGUUGAUCACAACACGCAA